Messenger RNA from Gastrolobium bilobum, 1381 nucleotides. RefSeq lists its product as uncharacterized. Bases 406 to 957 code for a protein of 183 amino acids. Lineage: Eukaryota; Viridiplantae; Streptophyta; Magnoliopsida; Fabales; Fabaceae. The record is from RefSeq and is a predicted model, not a curated record. The transcript has a single exon.
CAUUUUGGAAUUAGGGUUCUAAAACAUUUUCACCAAACCUUUGUUCCAUUUCUGCACAGAGUGACUCACUCACAAGUCACAGACACCAGAAUUUGGGUGCUGUGUCCCACCCUUUGCUUCCACCUCAACCAUUGACACUUUGCUCCCACUAUUAAUCUCCCAAAGCUCUAACCACUCUUUCCUCUUUGUCUUUUCUUUUUCCAUUGCCCCCUUAUUCUCUCUCUCUCUCUCUCUCUCUAAUGCCAGCUUCAUCCUACCCCUUUGAAUUCCCUUCACCCCUAUCUUCAAUUUCGAAUCUUUCUUGAAAUUUCUUAAGAACCCUUGUUUUCCCUUGGUUUUUGUUGAUCUGGGUCGGUGUCAGAUCUCAAUUUGGAGUAUUGCGUGUGUGUGUGUGGUUGAAUUCCAAUGUCGCAAGGUUACGCAAUUGAGCUGUAUUUGGACCCUGCGCUAGAAAACCAGGUUUUGAAAGCAUGGAACGUUCUUGCUCGGAGACAAAUCAGCACACAGUUGAUCGAAAUGGAAUCACGACCUCACAUCACACUCUUCUCCACACCAUUCAUCGACCCUUCAAAGCUUGAGUCACUGGUCAAGACCUUCGCUUCAAAGCAAGAGCCUUUGCCUCUCUCAUUCUCUUCAAUUGGUACACUCCCUAAUGACAACAACAUCCUCUUCCUCUCACCAACACCUUCAGUGUCAUUGCUUCAGUUUCAGUCACAGCUCUGUGAUGCUAUCAAGAAGGAAGGCAUUGACAUUGGUGAAGACUAUGCAUUCAAUUGUUGGAUCCCUUAUUGUUCCGUUGCUCAUCAUGUUCCCAAAGCGAGGAUGGCUGAGGCUUUCUCUGUCUUAAGGGACUUGAAAUUGCCUGUUAAUGGUUAUGCUACUGACAUUGGCCUUGUUGAGUUUUCCCCAGUUCGUGAGCUCUUCUCCUUUGUGCUUGGCAACAAUGUAGAACCAUGAGGUCCAUUUUUACCACCUUACUAUUUCUAGUUUCCUUCCCUUGAUGUCCUUGCAUGUCACUUGGGAUUGUAAAGAAACUAGUAUUUGCUCAUUCUUAGGUUGGAACUUCUUGAGAUUUCUAGGUAUGUUCACAAUAUUUGAAGGAAUCAUUUAUGAUUAGUUUUGGAAACUUUGGCAGGAGUAUAAAGGAAAUGUUGUGUGGACAUUUGCCUUUUAUACUUUUGGCUGGAAUAAUUCAACUUCUUUCGUAUAAAAUGGUUCUUCUGGAUAUAUUUGAAUCAUGUCACUGUUCCUUGGGAAGUGGGGAAAGGGUACGAUACUCUGUUAUUUUGAUUGUUAAUCAUUUGAUGCCAUUGUAGCUGUCAUAGCUGGCUUCCUUUAGUUUCAAGUUUCUCCUAAUAUCAACAUUUGAGCUAUGGUAAUA